This is a messenger RNA of Eucalyptus grandis, 8449 nucleotides long. Its product is annotated as putative disease resistance protein RGA4. Gene Ontology annotation, biological process: defense response to other organism. Gene Ontology annotation, molecular function: ADP binding. The coding region runs from base 4435 to 7086 and encodes 883 amino acids. Lineage: Eukaryota; Viridiplantae; Streptophyta; Magnoliopsida; Myrtales; Myrtaceae. The transcript is spliced from 6 exons. The record is from RefSeq and is a predicted model, not a curated record.
AGCAUCCUCCCGAAAGAAAAAAAACAGGAGGCGCAGGACCCCCGAAGAGCCAUGGCGGAAGCACUCGUAUUGAGAGUAGCUAAACUUGCGGAUGAUUUCCCAGAGGGUGGACAAUUAUGGGGCGCUGGCGGCGAAUUGUCCGAGCUGAAGAAACCUUUUCCUUUCUGCCCGAUGCGGAAAAGCUGAGAUUCAGAGGACCCUGGGAGAUCGACCGAUGGCUGUGGGAUGUCAAAGAUGCUUUCUGUGAUGCGGAGGACUUACUCGAAGAAUGGAACCUGGAAGUUAUGCAAUUACGAGAAUGGCCGAGCAAAGAUGAGAAGUUGAACCAGGGGGUCAGAGUGGGAUUGGAAAGCCGGCUCUUGAUCGCUGUCUAUACGAAGAUGACAAGGUCAAGAAGCAUUUCGAUGUAAGGAUAUGGGUCUGUAUGUGUUACAAACACUUAGAUUAUCUCGAAAGCGAAGUAUGAAAAAUCAGAGGAAGAGAGACAACAGAGAGAGUAGAUGACAUGGAGCAACUGUGAAAAUAUCUCCUAGUUAUUGAACAUCUGUGGUAUUUGGCUCCUGAACAAUGGGGGAGCUUGAGAAGUUUAUUGAUGGGAGGUGCCCAAGGAAGCAAGAUUCUGAUAACUACACACAGUUUUUCAGCUGCGGACUUUCCGAGCACAACCCCAUUUUAUUGUCUCGAGGCCCUUCCAACAGAGUCAUCUUUUGAUUUAUUGAUGAGAAUGGCUUGUCAGGAAGAAGAAGAGACUAGAAAUCCAAUUAAGGUAGAUAUUGGUAGGCGGAUAGUCAAAAUGUGUGAUGGAAUCCCUUUGGCAAUACGAAUGAUUGGAAGUCUAUUAUUCUUCAAGAAAACUGAAGCUGAGUGGUUACAUUUUGAGGACGAGAUCUCAGAACUUUCUGCAGAUUUACUUCAGCUCAGUUAUAAUCAUCUCCCAUGCCAUCUAAAACAGUUUUUUGCCUUCUGUUCAUUGUUUCCCAAAGACUGGGUGAUUGAUAAACAAAUGUUGACCAAGUCUCUGGAUGGCAGAAGGAUUUAUCCUGUCCAUAGACAAUGGAGAUUGGGACAUGGAAGAUAUUGCUCAUGACUAUUUCAUGGAUCUACUUGGGAGGAAUUUCUUUCAAGACUGUUAAAGAUGAACUUGGAAAUAUGAAGUCUUGUAGGAUGCAUCAUUUAGUAAAUGACCUAGCACACCAUGUUGCUGGAACUGAGUAUGGAAGAAUUUAUCAUUUGCAGUCACACCUUGAAGAAAGAACUCAUCAUUUGUCAUGGUAUUCAACUUUACAUUUAUCAGAGGGAGAUCCAUAUAUACACGGAGCAUAUUAUCUGAGGACACUCAUCAAAACUAGUCAAAGAAAAAGAUCAAGGUGUGAAACUCAAAUGGGUGAAGAAACUCUUCGCAAAUUUAUUUCUAGUUUCAAGUUCUUACGUGCCUUGGAUCUGCAUGACAGCGGUAUAGAGAAGUUGCCAAGUUCCAUAUGUGAGUUGAAGCACCUGACAUUUCUAGAUUUCUCUGAAAAUGAAGGAAUCGUAAGGCUUCCUGAUUCUUUGACAAAAAUGAAAACCUUGCAAGUACUUAAACUCAAUAUGUGUUACAAGCUAAUAGAAUUGCCUAGGGAUAUAAGAAAAUUGGUCAACCUCAGGCACCUGGAGAUUAGCAACUGUAAUGCCCUAUCAUAUGAGGGAUGGGUGAGUUGACUCUUUUGCACAUUCUAACAGAUUUCAUUUUGCCUGGGGAUGAUUCCUGCCGAGAGAGUUACGGCGGGCUACGGGAGUUGAACAGGUUAAACAGUUUGAGAGGAAGCCUCAGAAUUGAAGUAAAGGGAAAAAUAAAAGAUGCAGUAGCAGAAUCAAAUGGCUCGAACUUGAAGGAGAAGAAUUCCUUAGUUUCACUAGUAUUAGUAUUUGUCGGAAAAGAACGUGAUGAAGUUCUACUCAAAGAGCUGCAGCCAAGCUUAAAUCUUCAAAGCUUAGAACCAAGAGGCUAUGGGGGCGCAAUGUUUCCAAGCUGGAUGUCUCGCAUGCCUAAGUUAGUUCAGCUACGGUUGUUUGAUUGUGCACGAUGCAAAAGUCUCCCAUCACUUGGUGAGCUCACUAGCCUCAAGCAUUUGGAAAUUGGUGAGCUAUCCAUAACAGAGUACACAGAAAGUGAUAUUCAUACCCUCUCAUCACUUCCUAAUCUGUCUACAUUAAGGAUAUGGGAGUGUCCUAAUUUGAACGGAUUCCACAACUUGUACAACUCAAGGAGUUGGGACCUCCUAGUUUGCCUGUGGAGGCCCUUGUAGACUUUAGUUGCCACUACUGAACAUAUAAUUGGUAUUGAUGAUCGAGUGAAGGAUGUAAUCCGAGAAGCAGGAUCAUCCUCACAACCAGAAGAAAAGAUGUUUACCAGAUUCAAAGAAAUGAGGACCAAGUCAUUUCAUAUGAGCAUGACCAUGAGAUUUUACCGAUGAAUGAAAAUCAUGCUCGAACUUUUCCGGAAAUCUUCCUUUUGCUAUUGAUAUUGUGGGAAGAUAUUUGAAUGGGAAGAACGAAAAUAUAUGGAGACAGGCUUUGGAUGACUUAAAAGGAGAGCUGCAAGAGAAAGUGGAACGAAUGUUGGAGGCAUGCUAUAAACUUUUGGGCAAAAAGGCCAGAGAAAUUUUCCUUGAUGUAGCGUGUUUCUUUACAGGGGUUGAAAAGACAAUGCCCUUUUACAUGUGGACUGCUCGUAAACUUGGCCUUGAUAUACGAGUUGAUGAGCUUCAGAACAUGUCCUUUCUAAAAACUGGAGAAAAAAAAAGAGUUUUUGAUGCAUGGCCAACUAAAAUUUCUGGGAAGAGAAAUUGUCAAGAAGGAAGACGAAGACCCCUGGCAGCGGAGCAGGGUGUGGAAUUACGAAGAUGUCCAAACAACAUUGUGCAAAAAGAAGGAGACAUUGUACGGCAGAGAAAAAAGGAGACACCGCCGGGCGACCCGGAGCCUCACGCCGCACCACUGUGCCCACACCGUCGCCACUCUGCUGUGGCCCUCCCUCGACGAGUCUUCACCAUUGUUCCGCCAGUCUCGCCACGACAUCCGGCCCCGCCGUCGACGCACGCAGCUGCUCCCUUGCCGGUCCGUCUCCCUUGCGCGACCCACUGCCGAGAUCUGCCGUCUUGCCCCACCGGACUUCCGUCUGCGAACACCCUAGCAGACGACCCGACGACCGCUCCAGCAACGCCGCGACGACCUACUGCUCUGCCGUGCUGCGACCCGGAGUCUUCUACCCGAGCCGACUGACCCACUGUAGCCCUCUGACGCCGCAACAGCCACGGGUUUCCUCUGUUGCGCUUCCACCUCCGAUCGGUCGCAUCAGCCUCGCCCGAAGCCCAUCGCCACUCUCCUGCCCGUCCGGACCCGAGCCUCCCUAGCUCCGCUCCUGUGCUGCAGCCGCCCUUGCCGGAUCCCCUUUGCCGGACUGAUCAGCCGGCUCGCCUCGGAGAUUCACGGCUGUGUGCGGAAAGGAAGAGAAAACAGAAAAAGAGAAAGAAAAAUCAGAUUAGUACUUUUCCUUUCUUGGCCCGUCACCUUUUUCUUCUCCCUCCUCUGCUGAUCACCGACCUUAGGCCGAUCACCGAGAUCUAGUGCACUUCACCCCCGAAGAGCCAUGGCGGAAGCACUCAUCUUGAGAGUAGCUAAACUUCUGGAUGAUUUCCCAGAAGGUGCAAAAUUAUGGGGCGCUGGCGGCGAAUUUUCCGAGUUCAAGAAAACCGUUUCCUUUCUCCGAAGUAUAUUGCCCGAUGCGGAAAAGCGGAGAUUCAAAGAACACAGGGAAAUCGACCGAUGGCUGAGGAAUCUCAAAGAUGCUUUCUAUGAUGCGGAGGACUUACUCGAAGAAUGGAACAUUGACGUCAUGCCAUUACGAGAAUCGCCGAGCAAAGAUGAGAAGUUGAAGCAGGUAAUUCCCUCCUCCUCUUCGCCUUCUGCAAAACCUGAUUUAAGGCUGGAGAUGAGCGCCCGUGCGAAGACAAUCAGGGAGAGAUUAGAAGCCGUCGCUGCCGAAGGGAGGGAUUUGGGCUUGCGAGAGUGCGCGGAGGAUGUGCGUGUGGAGAGAAGAGAGCGGUUGGACUCCUGUGUGUACGAUGAGGAGAUUAUAGGGAGAGAGGAUGAUAAAAGCGCAAUUAUGAACUUCUUGUUAGACUCUGACACGGAUGAACAAAUUUCUUUCUUUAUAAUACGGGGUCAGAGUGGGAUUGGAAAGACUGCUCUCGCUCGAUGUGUGUACGAAGAUGACAUGGUCAAGAAGCAUUUUGAUUUAAGGAUAUGGGUCUGUGUGGGUUUCAGCGGCUUCCAUAGUAUCGAAAGGGAAGUGAAAAUCAGAGGAAGAGAGACAACAGAGAGAGCAGAUGACGAGGAGCAAUUGCGAAGAUAUCUCCUAGUUAUUGACGAUAUGCAGCCUGUGGAUCCUGAACGAUGGCGGAGUUUGAAAAGUUCAUUGAUGGGAGGUGCCCAAGGAAGCAAGAUUCUAAUAACUACUUCCUUUCAGGAAGUUGCGGAAUUUUUUUGAGUACAUCCCCAUCUUAUUGUCUCGAGGCCCUUCGAGCAGAGUCAUCUGUUGAUUUAUUGAUGAAAAUGGCUUGCCAGGAAGAAGAAGAGACUAGAAAUCCAAGUAAGGUAAAAAUCGGGAGGCAGAUAGUCAAAAUGUGUGAAGGAAUCCCUUUGGCAAUACGAAUGAUCGGACGUCUAUUAUUCUUCAAGAAAACUGAAGCUGAGUGGUCUAAUUUUCAGAACGAGAUCUCAGAAGUUUCUGCAGGCUUAGGUGACUUAAGUUCAAUGCUUGGGUCUUGUUAUAUUUAUCUCCCAUGCCAUCUAAAACAGUGCUUUGCCUUCUGUUCAUUGUUUCCUGAAGACUGGGUGAUUGAUAAGCAAAUGUUGACGAGUCUCUGGAUAGCAGAAGGAUUUGUCCAGCCCAUAGACAACAUCGAUCAGGAUAUGGAAGAUAUUGCUCAGGAGUAUUUCAUGGAUCUACUUUGGAGGAAUUUCUUUCAAGACUGCACUAAAGAUGAACUUGGAAAUGUGACGUCUUGUAAGAUGCACCAUUUUGUAUAUCACCUAGCGUGCAAGCUUGCUAUAGGCGAGUAUUGUCAAGAAACUCAUCAGUUACUCUGGUCAAUUAAUGAAGGAACUCGCCAUCUAUCGUGGGAUUCAACUUCAGAUUUAUCACAGAAACUUCCACCUAGUCUAGUCAAAGCGAAAGGUCUCAGGACAUUCAUCAAAAUGGAUCAGACAAAAAGCGGGAGGCAUGGAACUCAAAUGGGUGAACAAACUCUUUGCAAAUUCCUUUCUACUUUCAAGUUCUUGCGUGUCUUGGAUUGGCAUGAUAGUGGCAUCGAGAAGUUGCCAAGUUCCAUUUGUGAGUUGAAGCACCUGGCAUUUCUAGAUCUCUCUGAAAAUGAAGGAAUCAUGAGGCUUCCUGAUUUUAUGACAAGAUUGCAAACCUUGCAAGUACUUAAACUCAAUAAGUGUAACAAGCUAGUAGAAUUGCCUAAAGAUUUUAGAAAUUUGGUCAACCUAAGGCAACUUGAGAUAAGCGAUUGUAGUGCCCUAUCUCAUAUGCCACAAGGGUUGGGCCAGUUGACUCUUUUGCACACUCUAACAGAUUUCCUUCUGCCCGGGGAUGAUUCUUGUUCAAAGAAUUGCAGUGGGCUGGGGGAGUUGAAUAGGUUAAGCAAUUUGAGAGGAAGCCUAAGAAUAGAAGUUAAGGGAGAAAUAGCAGAUGCAGUAGCAGAAUCAAAUGCUGCGAACUUGAAGGAGAAGGAUUCCUUAGUUUCACUGGUGUUAGUGUUUGCCAGAAAAGAAAGUGAUGAAGUUCUACUUAAAGACCUGCAGCCAAGCUUAAAUCUUCGCUUAGAAAUAAGACGCUAUGGGGGCACAAGGUUUCCAAGCUGGAUGUCCUGCAUGCCCAAAUUAGUUCGGCUACAAUUGUUUGAUUGUGCAGCAUGCAAAAGUCUCCCAUCACUUGGUGAGCUCACUAGCCUCAAGCAUUUGGAGAUUGGUGAGCUACCUACAGUGGAGUACACAGAAAGUGAUAUUGAUACUCUCUUAUCGCUUCCUAAUCUGUCUACAUUAAUGAUAAAGAGGUGUCCUAAUUUGGAUUGGAUUCCACGACUUCUGCGUCCCUCGGAGUUGAAACCUCCUAGUUUCCCUUUGGAGUCGUUGCAGACCUCAUUUGCCCCAAUUGAACAGGUAACUGGUAUUAAUGAUCGAGUGAAGGAGGUAAUCAAACUAUUGGCAAUAGAAGAUGAUGGGGGUAAACCACGCAUGGUUGGAAUCCAUGGAACUAACGGAAUUGGCAAGACAACUAUUGCGAAGGCCGUAUACAACCGAAUCUCCUCAUGUUUCGAUAGUUGUAGCUUUCUCGCAGAGAUUGGUGAUAAAGUGCAAAAUAAUGGCGGUAUCCAGCUUGUGCAAACUAAGUUGAUAUGUGAUAUUCUUGAUCGAGAUUGCAAUGUUGCUUCUUUUGAAGGAGGAAUCGAGUUUUUCUUGGAUGUAUUCAGCAACAUAAAAGCUCUUAUCGUCCUAGAUGAUGUGGAAGAACCGUCUCAUCUUUAUGAUCUAGUUGGUACCCAGCUUGAGUGGUUUGGUCCUGGAAGUCGGAUAAUUGUUACAUCAGAAAAUCUUGGAAUUUUCGAAACAUAUGCAGAAAGGGCUAAUAUCUAUGAGGUGAAUAAGAUGGAUAAUGGUCGAGCUCUUGAACAUUUUCACAAGCAUGCUUCAAUACCUUGGUAUCCUGAAAUUGGGAAGCGCAUUGUCAAAGCCAUGGGGCAGGUUCCAUUUUUUAUUGAAGUUAUCGGUUCACUUCUACAUGGAAAAACAAUAGACGAAUGGAGGAAGAUGGAGGACAUGAUAAAACUACACUCGAGAGAGAUUUUGAAGGAUUGUAGGGAGAUUUUGAAAAUCUGUUAUGAAGCAUUAGAUGAAAAGCAGAAACAAAUAUUUCGGGACAUAGCAUGGUUUGCCAAUGGUGUGGAUAGCCAAAUUGCAUCAUAUAUGUGGCCUGAUUUAGAUCUUUUGCCUUCUUACCAAGUUCUGAUGCCCCUAGCAAAAAUUGGAGAAGACAAAUAAGCUGCGGAUGCAUAAACUGUUGAAGCACCUCUGCAGAGCUGUAGAUCAAGAAGAACCUAUAUAUCAUGUAAAGCGCAGAAGACUAUACAUCAAUGAUCCAGACCUGAAAGUAAUCAACGAAGAAGAGGGAAUGGAAGUGGCGGAAGCCCUUGCCCCGAUACAUUUACGGAAACUUUGCCAAACGUAAGGUUCUUGAAAUUGGACCGUGCAAGUAUGACUGGAAAUUUUGCAGACGUAUUUCCAAAGUUAAGGUGGCUUCGUUGGCAAGGGUGCCCAAGGGAUUUCGAAGCAACAGAACUUAAUCUGACUGAACUGGUCAUUCUUGAUCUUUCAUGGAGCAAAGUCACUAAAGACUGGGGAGGUUGGAGGAAAAUCAAGAUGGAGCAGUUGAAAGUCUUAAAUCUCACUAGUUGCACUGACUUAUUGAUAAGUCCUGAAUUUUCUAGCUUUCCAAACUUGGAGAUACUGAUUCUAGAGCGAUGCUCUCGGUUGGUCCAUUUAGAUCCUUCAAUUGGGGGUCUCGAAAAUUGCUUUGCCUAAAUUUGAAGUCCUGCACUGAACUCAACAGGUUGCCUGCCGAACUGGGUGCUUUGAAAGCUUUGAAAGAGCUCCUCAUUGAUGAGACUUCUGUGUGUGAUAUUUCUUUGCGGAGUGAUUCAGAAGAAGUUGAACACCUGACAUCACUUUCAAUACUCUCAGCAAAUAAUUCAACAAAUAUUACCAAACUCCCCAGUGGAGUUGGCCCGAAACUCCGACGCUUGUCAUUGAGGAAUUGUGAUUGGAUACAAAAACUGCCAGAGUCCAUUGGCCAAUUGGGAAGCCCUUUAGAGGAGCUGGAUAUUUCAGGAACAGGCAUUUCCGAAUUGCCGGGUUCCUUUGGUAAUCUGCAGAGGUUGAGAGUGUUAAAGAUGCACUAUUGCUUCAUAAUAAAAUUUCCUAGUUUUAUUUGGCAUUUACAUAGCCUUGAAGAAAUAGAUGUCUCCUUGUGUAGGAAUAUAGAAGGGGACAUUCCUAGAGAUAUUGGGAAGCUAGAAAAUCUGAGAAUCUUGAGGUUGCGAAAUUCUCCUAUUUCCAGCCUACCUCCUGAAAUCAAGCAUCUUUCGAAGCUGGAGACUCUUGAUGUACUUUACUGCGACAAGCUUCAGGAGUUGCCAGCACUUCCCCCUAGUUUGAUCGUUGUGCAUUUGAGUCCAAAAUUGAAGGAAAAGGUGUCUGACCUGUUGAUGAAGAAGCAUUGUUUCAUCACUGUAUAACUUGGAUGACAGGGUUAUUGAAACCGGUCUUUGUUCUACUUAGCUUUUAUCCGGAUAAUUGUUAAUGUAUCUGCUGAUAUUUCCUUUCAAUGUAUCUGAGCUUCCUCUGA